This is a messenger RNA of Acanthochromis polyacanthus (spiny chromis), 2058 nucleotides long. It is a transcript of the gene ctso, whose product is annotated as cathepsin O. The transcript has 9 exons. Lineage: Eukaryota; Metazoa; Chordata; Actinopteri; Pomacentridae. Gene Ontology annotation, molecular function: cysteine-type endopeptidase activity. Gene Ontology annotation, cellular component: lysosome. The coding region runs from base 348 to 1358 and encodes 336 amino acids. The record is from RefSeq and is a predicted model, not a curated record.
AUUCUUGGUACAUUCAGAAUGUAUGCCACAUUGUAGCCUUGACCCUGCUAGUAAUGCUAUACAAAUUUAAUAAAUCGCCUGCAAUAGGAGGUGCAGAUAACUUUACAGGAACGGCUGAGUCUUAUCCACACCCCCAUCUCUUUAUCUGACUGGGAAUCUACAAAGGUUCUGAACCUAAUUUAAUGACACCAGAGAUGAGAACAACAGCUUCCACAUUUGCAGGGCAACGCCUACUGGUCACUGCGCCUGUGCCGCAGGUUGUUGCUCAACACCUUUCCGCAAACAUCUCCACAUCUGCGCUUCCUGCUUGAACCUGUGGAUGUUUCUCGCCGACAUUUCUCCGUCCAAUGAGGGAGUACCAGCUGUUUAAAGUUGUGUUAGUGACUGUCUGCGCGCUCGUCUCUGCUGUAUGUUGUCACUAUGUGAGCACGGGGGAAACGACGCUGAAUCGCACCGCAGUCGACUUCGACUCGUUCACAGUCAAGUUUCAGCGCAUCUACGAGGUCAGCGGCGACGAAUACAACCGUCGUCGUCUGUUUUAUCAGAAUGCCACAAAGCGACAUGUGUACCUGAACUCGUUUUCUACAGGGCCGCAGUCUGCCAAGUAUGGCAUCAACCAGUUCUCUGACCUUUCACAGAAGGAAUUCAGGGAUCUUUACCUGCGAGCAAUCCAUGAUAGAGCUCCUCUCUUCUCUGGACUCAGUUUAAAGCAGCUCCCAGCCAAAUUUGACUGGAGGGACAAAGCAGUGGUGGCACCGGUCCAAAACCAACUAUCAUGUGGCAGUUGUUGGGCAUUUAGCGUGGUUGGUGCCAUACAGUCUGUCCAGGCUAUAGGAGGCUCGCAGCUGGAGCAGCUCAGCGUGCAGCAGAUUGUGGACUGUUCCUACCAAAACAAAGGCUGCGAUGGAGGAUCCACAACCAAGGCUCUGAACUGGUUAAAACAGACCAGUUUGAAGUUGGUGCCUCAGUCAGAGUAUCCCUACAAGGCCAAGACAGGAAUCUGCCAUUUUUUCUCCCAGUCACAUGGAGGUGUUGUUGUCAAGAACUUCACUGCACAUGACUUCAGCGGUCAAGAGGAGGCAAUGAUGGGUCAGCUUGUGGAGCACGGUCCUUUGGCUGCGAUCGUAGAUGCUGUCAGCUGGCAGGAUUACCUGGGAGGCGUCAUCCAGCACCACUGCUCCAGCAAGUGGUCCAACCACGCUGUCCUGGUUGUUGGAUACGACACUACUGGGGAUAUUCCAUACUGGAUUGUGCAAAACUCCUGGGGAACAAGAUGGGGGAAUGAGGGCUAUGUUUAUAUAAAAAUCGGUGGCAACAUCUGUGGUAUUGCGGACUCUGCAGCAGCUGUUUUUCUUUGACAAUGCUGUUUUAAAUUUCCAUCUGAGCCAUUCUAUGUGGGUGUUUGACUGUGUGUCAAACAUGAAAUUACUCCUCUGUUUGCCUUCAAGUGUCACUUUAAAUAGUAUUUCAUUAUUGUAAUGUGAACGAUUUGCUGAAACAAAAUAAAUCACCUCAAUUGUUGGAAAAUGUUUAUUUAAAACAGAACAAUAAAACACUUACACACCACUGCAAAACUGCAAUAAUACGAAUAGUUUUACUGUACAAAAUACGCAUUCUAUUAUAAUACACAAGGUAGAUACAUGCUGUGAGUAAUAUAACUUGUACAUUUAUCUAUACAGAGAUCACAGUAAUCACUGCAUAAAUACAUCAUACAAUUACAUAUACUGUAUAUAAUACUAUACAAAACAUAGUCAGAACAGCUACAUUACUAAUACUAUGUACAAGCUUUAUGGUUCAUAUUUUAUAGUGUCACAUUUCUGCUUUGCAUGUGGUUCUAUUGUAGAUGUUGACAUUGAUGGGACUGAGGCUUGCUGUCAUUGUAUGUAUCUAAGCCACAUCUCGGUCGUCUGAAACAGCUCCUGCUAUGACACCUUCCCCAUGCCGACAUGAAAGACAAAACCCUCCGUCACUAUCAGCGUUGUCCCUGCGCGCAAGGUUUGAUCACAGCUCUCACUGAUCCAUUUUCUGUCAGGUCAGUCUAAGUUAAUUUAUGCAAUU